AUGGAGUAUACCAACACCCCAAUGCAGGACCAAAGAAGCAUCACAUUGCUCCAAGCAGAGGCCGACAAUGACGACGAAAGUUAUUUCCGACUUCUGAUCAACGGGUCAGUAAGGUAUAUCACUAUUGCCCAAGGUAUCUGGAGCACAGAUGAUAUGUGCUUCGGUCCAUCUCUAGCCACGAUUCUCCCAGACCUUCCUACAGGCGAUUGGAACAAUGGUCUAGUCAAUAAACACCCAGAAACCGGCGAGCCAUACUUUGCACGCGCUACUCGGACUUCGUUUCCAGGAGUUGAGAAUACAUGGCAUAAUACCUUUGUUGAUUAUAUGGAUCUCGGAGAGAUCAGGAGACUUCGAACGGGUGUCUACGAAGUCAAAUGUCCCCAAUUUGAGGAACUUGUAGUUGUCAAGUUUGCUCGCUUUGAUUGGGAAAUCGGAUAUAUGGAGGGCGAGACUGCUGGCUACCAGUCGAUUGAGGGUUGUGAGAUUGGUCCUAGAUUUCUGGGACAUCUUACUGAAGAUGGUCGUGUUAUUGGCUUCUUGAUGGAGCGUAUCGCCAAUGCACGACAUGCUGGGCCUCAGGAUCUUGAUAUUUGCCAGGGGACUCUCGCUCGGUUACAUGCUUUGGGGAUUAAACAUGGUGAUGUGAAUCGGUUCAACUUCCUGAUUCGGGAUUCAAGAGCUAUCUUGAUUGAUUUUGACACGGCCCGGAAGUGUGAUGAUUCUAACUUGCUUGCUGAAGAGCUCCGCAGCUUACAAGAAGCGCUGGAGUCUUCUUCGACGAAGGGCGGUGGGGGGUAUCUCUGUUAG
Penicillium hordei is the source of this 807-nucleotide messenger RNA. RefSeq names its product Lipopolysaccharide kinase. The record is from RefSeq and is a predicted model, not a curated record. NCBI's taxonomy places the organism in Eukaryota, Fungi, Ascomycota, Eurotiomycetes, Eurotiales, Aspergillaceae. The transcript has a single exon. Bases 1 to 807 code for a protein of 268 amino acids.